Molecule: messenger RNA, 453 nt
Organism: Rubroshorea leprosula
Lineage: Eukaryota; Viridiplantae; Streptophyta; Magnoliopsida; Malvales; Dipterocarpaceae
Source: the annotation of a GenBank genome assembly
GCAGAACGCUCCAUGGGGGUCUGUCCCUCAAUUUGGAGGGUGGGAUCGUACAUCCCAGGGAGCUACUAAUUAUUCAAUGGUUUUUUCACAAGCUCGAGCUAAUAGGAAGCAGCAAAAGAGCGACGCUAUUAGGCGAAGGAGCGUUGGAAAUGAAGAGGAGUUGGUUGCUGCUACAUUACCUCCUCAACAGGACGAUUCUAUUAUGAGAAAGAGGAGGAUCUUGACCUACAUCAAUUGCUGCAUCAGGCCUUAUCCUUGAGUGAACCAGAACCAGAGUCUCUCAAGAUCUCCCAACCAUUGUAUCCUAUGAACACAAUUAGACAUCUGACUUGUAAAUCUAUCGAUGAGCUAUGUUCUCCCAUGUGACUAACCUAAAUAUUCUUAGUAUGUAUUAUUUUCUUUGUAUAACAUCCAUUCCUUUGGAUGGAACGCAAUUAAAGUGCAAUACCAUAA